This is a messenger RNA of Limulus polyphemus (Atlantic horseshoe crab), 914 nucleotides long. RefSeq names its product acetylcholine receptor subunit alpha-like 1. The transcript is spliced from 2 exons. Gene Ontology annotation, molecular function: acetylcholine-gated monoatomic cation-selective channel activity; transmembrane signaling receptor activity. Gene Ontology annotation, biological process: chemical synaptic transmission; monoatomic ion transmembrane transport; nervous system process. The record is from RefSeq and is a predicted model, not a curated record. Lineage: Eukaryota; Metazoa; Arthropoda; Merostomata; Xiphosura; Limulidae. The annotation marks the transcript as partial. Gene Ontology annotation, cellular component: postsynaptic membrane; neuron projection; synapse.
GAAUGGACAGACUACAAGCUCAGGUGGGACCCUGAAGAAUAUGGCGGAGUUUCCAAGCUCCAUGUUCCAGCUGAACAAAUAUGGCUGCCGGAUAUCGUCUUGUAUAACAAUGCUGACGGUAAUUACGAAGUGACCAUUAUGACGAAAGCUAUCCUUCAUUCCGACGGUUUGGUUAUCUGGCGUCCACCAGCAAUCUACAAGAGCUCCUGUGAGAUGAAUGUCCAAUACUUUCCAUUUGAUGAACAAACGUGCUUUAUGAAGUUUGGUUCAUGGACAUAUGAUGGUUACACAGUAAGUUAUAAUAGAUGCGAUAGUGUGCUGAUGAUGGUUACACAGUAAGUUAUAAUAGAUUUGUUGAUGUAUUGAUUAUGGUUACACAGUAAGUUAUAAUAGAUUUGUUGGUGUAUUGAUUAUGGUUACACAGUGAGUUAUAAGAGAUGCGAUAGUGUGCUGAUGAUGGUUACAUAGUGAGUUAUAAUAGAUGCGAUAGUGUGCUGAUGAUGGUUACACAGUAAGCUAUAAUACAUUUGUUGGUGUAUUGAUUAUGGCUACACAGUGAGUUAUAAUAGAUUUGUUGGUGUAUUGAUUAUGGUUACACAGUAAGUUAUAAUAGAUGCGAUAGUGUGCUGAUGAUGGUUACAUAGUGAGUUAUAAUAUAUUUUGGGGUGUAAGUUAUAAUAAUAGGAAUGUUUUCGUAUACUAGUAAGAAUCAUACAGUAAGUUUGUUACACUGGUAACCUUGUUAGAAGUAUACAGUUAGUUUUGUUAUACUGGUAGUCUGUUAAGAAUCAUACCGUUAGUUUUGUCAUACAAUGGGUGUACUAUAGGUUUUAAAGAACUGACAAGAUGUAUACAGUGAGUUUUGAAGGACAAUGGGUGUACCAUAGGUUUUAAAGAACUGACAAGAUGUAUAG